GCUGUGAGGGCUAAGUGAGGGGGGGCUCAGAAUGAGGCAACUGGAUUCCAAAGCGAUGUGUGGGCCGUGAGCUCAGAGCAUCCAGGGCCUGGGGGAGGGUCCGGCCGCGCCCGGGGGGCGCCGAGCUUGGGGCCCGGGAGCAGGCCGUCCGAGGGCCCCCCGACAGGGGCUCUCUCUGAUGGGCGGGGGAGCCAGGCUCCCGGCGCCCACCCGUGGGCAGUAACUGGAGGGCCCGCACGGUGUCGCUCUGGCCCUGGGGGGAGGGGGGCGCGGGGGAGGGGCGUGGCCAAGGCCCCCCACGGGGCAGGGGGGCAGGGGGCGGGGUCUCUGGGCCCAUGGCCUGGCUUGGCGUUGGCAGCCACCCCAAUCUGCCAGGGCACUGACCAGAGGAGGUAGUGAGAGAGACCGCAGCCCUCGGGGGAGAGUCAGCCAUGACGGGAGAAAAGGGAGAGGAGGAUGAGGAGGACCUGAGCUGGGACCUGGAGGACCUCACCAUGGAGGAGCUGAGGGAGGGGCAGGCGGCCGCCCGGGCCCUGGAGGACACGCUGGCUUUGAGCUCCCAGGCGCUGCUGCAGGCCGAGGUGGAGGACCUGUACCGGGAGGUCCGCCAGCUGGGCCAGGGCCGCUUCGGCCGGGUCCUGCUGGUCACCCACCGACAAAGAGGGACCGCCAUGGCCCUCAAGCUUCUCUCCAAGGCCUCCACGACGCGCCAGGGCUUCCUGUACGAGUUCUGUGUGGGGCUGACCCUCGGCUCUCACCCCGGCAUCGUGGCCACCUACGGGAUUGGGCUGGAGACCCAGACCUGCUACGGCUUCCUCUCGGAGCCGGCCCUGCACGGGGACCUCAUCGCCCUGAUCCAGCCCAAGAGGGGCCUGCCCGAGGCGGCAGCUCAGCUCUGCGCGCAGCAGCUCUCCUCGGCCUUGGAGCACAUCCAUUCGCGGGGCCUCGUAUACCGAGACCUGAAGCCCGAAAACGUGUUGGUCUUCGAGCCGGGCUGCCGGCGGGUGAAGCUGACCGACUUCGGGCACACGCGGCCCCGGGGGACCCUGCUGCGCCUGGCCGGGCCCCCCAUCCCCUACACCGCGCCCGAGCUCUGCGACCCCGGCCGCCGGCCUCAGGGGCUGCCCAUCCAGCCCUCGCUGGACGCCUGGGCCCUGGGGGUCCUUCUCUUCUGUCUCCUCACGGGCUACUUCCCCUGGGACCAGCCGCUAGCCGGGGAGGACCCCUUCUACCAGGACUUCCUGGACUGGAGAGCCUCUGGGAGGGCCUGCGACCGCCCCGCCCCUUGGGCCGCCCUGAGCCCCACGGCCGACCGGCUGCUGGGGCUGCUGCUUGACCCUCGGCCCCGGCUCAGGGGCCCCGUGGGCUCCGUGCGGGCCUUUCUGGGCCAGUGCUGGCAGGAGAGGGCCCGGAGCCCGCAGCUGGCCGGGAAGGGGGAAGGGAGGGAGGAGGAGGGGGAGCAAGAGGAGGGGGCCGAGUGAGGGGCCGGGCCCUCUGAGCGCUUCCUCAGUUUCCCCCUGCUGCUCGCUGCCCUGCCCGGCCUUCUCCUGUUCCCUUCUGUUCUCCGGCCGCCUUCCUUUCUCCUGGGUCCGGGUCCGGCUUCCUGUCGGCAAUAAAGCCUCGGCAUCCUU
Antechinus flavipes (yellow-footed antechinus) is the source of this 1631-nucleotide messenger RNA. RefSeq names its product serine/threonine-protein kinase SBK2-like. The coding region runs from base 432 to 1481 and encodes 349 amino acids. The transcript is spliced from 4 exons. The record is from RefSeq and is a predicted model, not a curated record. Gene Ontology annotation, molecular function: ATP binding; protein serine/threonine kinase activity. Gene Ontology annotation, biological process: peptidyl-serine phosphorylation; peptidyl-threonine phosphorylation. NCBI's taxonomy places the organism in Eukaryota, Metazoa, Chordata, Mammalia, Dasyuromorphia, Dasyuridae.